This is a messenger RNA of Rhinolophus ferrumequinum (greater horseshoe bat), 3452 nucleotides long. It is a transcript of the gene S1PR5, whose product is annotated as sphingosine-1-phosphate receptor 5. Gene Ontology annotation, molecular function: sphingosine-1-phosphate receptor activity. The transcript is spliced from 2 exons. NCBI's taxonomy places the organism in Eukaryota, Metazoa, Chordata, Mammalia, Chiroptera, Rhinolophidae. The record is from RefSeq and is a predicted model, not a curated record. The coding region runs from base 1187 to 2656 and encodes 489 amino acids. Gene Ontology annotation, biological process: G protein-coupled receptor signaling pathway. Gene Ontology annotation, cellular component: membrane.
GUCUGGCCUGGAGGGGUUGCCCUGGCCACUACCUGUGUCCCUUGCUUGGGGUUCCUGGGCCUUUCCCAGAGGUCUCCUGGGAAGGGAAGGCGACUUCACCUGGCUAGAUGCGGGGCGCCGGCUGGGCGGGGGCUCCUGGAAUCUCCCCGCCUCGCCUUCUCCGUGCCACGCCACUGCAAGUUUCGCUACCUCAGUCCUGCUGCCGGACCAGCCGAGACCAGGCGGGAGGUGCAGGGGCUGUGAGCUGGUGCACAUUGUUGCCAUCAGAGCAAGUGUAACCUGUGUCUGCGUGUAUUUGAUGCCCCCCGCCCCCCGGUGGUUGAGUCCCUUAUUCUCUGUGGGUCUGUUUUUGCGCCUGGUUCCCUGUAUGCAACUGAAGCCGUCUGACAUGCGUUUGUUCCUGCCAUGUCUAAAUAAGUCCAUUCCCCUCCCCAGGCCUCAGUUUUCUCAUGUUAAGUGGGGUCUGCGUGAUUGUGUAGCCGUUUCUGCGUGGCUGUGUUUGUGUGGGAGCAUCAAAACUUUUGUGCCUGUUUCUCUGCGAAGUACUUUUCAGCAUCAGUUUCCUCGCCUUUAAAUUGGGACUGAUGGGAGAGAUGUGUAGGGGACUAAAGGGCACAGUCGCAAGUGGGAAGUAUUAUUAUACUUUAAUGACAUGUGUGCCCCUCUACAAGAGCCUGUCUGUGCGAUGUGGAUCCUGUCUGCUGCCUUCCGGCUCUGCCUCUAUGAAUUGGAUGGAUAGGCUUAACUUUCUCACGAGGUUUUGCGGUGGAUGAAGGGAGUUUGGCAGGAAAAAGCCUUGUGUGCAACAAGACAAGUAGAUUGUGGGGCUGGGACUCCAGGAUGGGGUGUGGGUGGAGGUUGUGAAAUUGUGGCCUGUACGACUGGGUGAGACCCUGUCUGCGUUUUGCAGAAUUUGUGUUCCUGUAUGUCUCUGCCUGUGUAGCUUUGCCCAUGGGUGAAUAUAUUUUCGUGUUUUCUUGAUGGGGUCUGUGUAUGUUUGCCCUAGUUCGUGUCACUGUAUUUAUAUGUCCCUUUCUGUGUGUGGUUGUAUUUGUGUGCGUUCUGUCUGUUUAUAGUUGACUAUGACUCUGGAUAUCCGUGUUUGUGUGUGAAUUAUGAGUAUCCCUCAGCAACUGUGGGACUGUGUCACCCUGUCCCAAUAUUAUUUCUGUGUGGGCCUGUUUCCAUGGCCAGCCCCCUUCCAUCCCAAACUCUCCCUGGGCCCCAGUGUACAUGUGGGGUGGAGGGCAGGGGGUUAGGGCUCCUUUCCCAGUUCUGCGAGGCACAUGCUCGCCUCCGCAGGCCGCGGGGAUGGUGCGAGCCCAGCCUGACACUGCACCUGGCCUCUCUGCAGCCUUGGGGCAGGAGGCCCAUGGAUCCGGGGCUGCUGAGGCCGGCGCCGGUGAGCGAGGUCAUCGUCCUGCACUACAACUACACCGGCAAGCUCCGCGGUGCGCGUUACCAGCCCGGCGCCGGACUGCGCGCCGACGCCGUCGUGUGCCUGGCUGUGUGCGCGCUCAUCGUGCUCGAGAACUUGGCGGUACUGUUAGUGCUCGGACGCCACCCGCGCUUCCAUGCGCCCAUGUUCCUGCUCUUGGGCAGCCUCACACUGUCCGACCUGCUGGCUGGCGCCGCCUACGCCGCCAACAUCCUACUGUCCGGGCCACUCACGCUGCGCCUGUCGCCCGCGCUCUGGUUUGCACGCGAGGGUGGCGUCUUUGUUGCUCUCGCCGCUUCUGUGCUGAGCCUCCUGGCCAUCGCGCUGGAACGCCUCCUCACCAUGGCGCGCAGGGGACCCGCGCCGGCUGCUGGUCGCGGGCGCACGCUGGCGCUGGCGGCCGCCGCCUGGGGUGUGUCGCUGCUCCUCGGGCUACUGCCAGCGCUGGGCUGGAAUUGCCUGGGCCACCUGGACAACUGCUCCACAGUCCUUCCGCUUUACGCCAAGGCGUACCUGCUCUUCUGCGUACUCGCCUUCCUCUGCAUCCUGGCCACCAUCUGUGCGCUCUACGCGCGCAUCUACUGCCAGGUGCGGGCCAACGCGCGGCGCCUGCGGGCUCGUCCUGGGGCUGUUGGGGGCCUCUCGAGCCGAGCGCGCCGCACGCCGCGCUCGCUGGCGCUGUUGCGUACUCUCAGUAUAGUGCUCCUGGCCUUUGUGGUGUGUUGGGGCCCCCUCUUCCUGCUACUUUUGCUCGACGUGGCGUGCCCGGCGCGCGCCUGCCCCGUGCUCCUUCAGGCGGACCCCUUCCUAGGCCUGGCCAUGGCCAACUCUCUUCUAAACCCCAUCAUCUACACGCUCACCAACCGUGACCUGCGCCACGCGCUCUUGCGCCUCGUCUGCUGCGGCCGCCGCCCUUGUGGCCGAGAUUGGGGCGCCUCCCCGCGAUCCGGGAGCGCCGCUGGGGCUUCGGACGGCCUACACCGCUGGCUGCCCCCGGACCUGGAUGUCAGCUCUAGCCGCUCCGAGCGCUCGUCGCCCCUGCGGGACGGGCUGGACAUCAGCGGCUCCAAUAGCGCGCCCACAGCCGCGCCCCAGUGUCUGAGCCAGGAUACUUGCCGAGGCUGUCAGGCUCCCAGGCUCAGUCCUUGUGUCUGGCUCCUCCAGAGGGGUCUGCAUUCUCGGCCUGGGGCGAUACCAGGGCCCCGUUUGUGCCCAUAAAAGGCUCCAGACGCCCUGGCCACGGUCCCCGGCUGUCCCUGAGCGCAGUCCUGACCCCUAUGCGGCCUGGACCGUUGGGUGGGGCGUGCCGCGGAGUCACUUCGGGCUCAGACUGUGGCCCACCAUCUGCCGGGAGACUGCGGAACUGCAGGCAGUCACAAAGCCAUGUGUUUUGGAGGCACUCACCCAGCCUGGUGGCCUGAGUUUCCACCUGCCACACUCAGGUCCCAACAGGCUACACGCACGGGAAACCAACCUAUUCUUGGAACACAAACACUCAAGCCUCGGGUCACGAUCCCAGGACUGGACCCAAUUCCCUACCUGCCCUGGUGCCCCCAAUCCCAGGUUCCUUUCAUAUUCCAGGGGAGCCUGAAGUUCACCCCAUUGUUUGGUUACUUGAUGGCGUGAUGGUAGAUGUAUUCACUUGUUCACAUUUUACAAAAGUCAAAAAACACGUCCCCUUCUUGGACAUGAUCACUGUGGGGAUUCCUGGGAAACUUCCAGAGCUAUUCUGUGGAUAAAUGAGCUGAAAUAUAAAUACAUCUUCCCUCUUUCUACACAAUUUUAGCACUGCUCUGCAUCUUGCUUUGUUCACUUAAUAGUAUAUCCUGGAAAUUGUUGCCCAUCCACAGAUUUUUGUAUUGUUUGGCUGCCUUAGUCUGCUCAGGAUGCCAUAACAAACACCACAGCCUCGGUGGCUGAAACAAUAGAAAUUUCUCACAGUUCUGGAGGCUGGAAGUCCCAGAUGAGGGUGCCAGCAUGGUCGGGUGCUGGUGAGGAAUCUCUGCCUGGCUAG